Messenger RNA from Cucumis melo (muskmelon), 800 nucleotides. RefSeq lists its product as uncharacterized. The record is from RefSeq and is a predicted model, not a curated record. Bases 333 to 569 code for a protein of 78 amino acids. Lineage: Eukaryota; Viridiplantae; Streptophyta; Magnoliopsida; Cucurbitales; Cucurbitaceae. The transcript has 3 exons.
AUUAUUAAACCCUCAUCAAAUUGUGUGCCCUCAUCUCUUCCUCAUUUUUCCUCUUCACUGUGCCUUAGCAUCGGUGCAGUCUCAUCACCGCCAUUGUCCGACGUCUGCGCAUCGCCAUCUCGAACAGAGCCGGUCCUCACUCUCCGUCACUCUUUGUCAUCUAUCGAAGCCAAAGCUUGUCGUCUCUAGUCGUUCAUUGUUGACCUGAGCUGAAUGACGUAGCAUCUUGCGCCUCGCGCCUGCAUCAUCUUUUUCAUUGCAAGCUUCCCAUCGUUGAGGUUUGUGGUUUAUUACAAAGGCCAUUUCUAGAUUAUCUGGUUCAUUGACGAACAAUGGAAGAUAAAGUCACUGUCCCACCUAAAAGAGAUUGGAAACAAAUGGGACAUGAAGAGGCAACUGUAGCUGUUCAUGAAGAAAUGAAACGAGUGCAAAAGUUUCCUUCUAACAGUACCUAUGCUACUCAUCGUUUGCGGGUUUUAAACAAAAUUCUGCAGCUUUUAUCAAUUCAGAGAACUGUAUCUCAGGAAGAGGAACUGGAGUUGCUGUUUUCUGGGCUUUCCUUGGGAUAAGUUGUAGCUUGAGAAUGUCUAGUACAGUUUAACUUCUCUGUACAAAUACAACUACAGAAUGAAGGGUUGCUAGGAUUUUGUUGGUCGCCCUCGAUAUACCAUACCAUACCACAUACGUUUCUGUAUCAAUAUCCUAAAAUGCUUAUCAUAUGCCCUCGAAGGGACAAUGUCCUUAAUCCUUAAAAUAAAAUUUGGGUGAACAGUAAAUCAUUAUUAUUUGUUGUUAUCUUA